AUGUCUGAUAGUAAUAGUAUAAUGACAUCAUCAUCAUCAUCAUCAUAUGAUAGUAGUAGUAAUAGUGAUAGUUUGAUGACGACAACAACAUCAACAACAUCGACAUUUGAAAUGGACAUCAACUCAAUCAAGUCAUAUAGUCUGCUGGAGGAUGUCAAUGAUGUGUUGGAGCAAUCACUCGAUGAUCGUUACUACUCAUUGGAGAUUGACGCAGAGGAUUAUGAGCGAUACCUAUACGAGUUGGCAAAGCAACAGGAUCGAGACCGAGUGGACAGACUGAUCGAGGAGGAGCGCCAGCGUCGUCUGCAGUUCGUGCAGGAGGCCGAGCAGCGGCGGUCCACCAUGAUGAAGCGCGCCACACAUCUAGAGGACGUGCGUGUCAUCAACCGCAACCUCAAUCAACGUCUCGAAGAGCUGACAGCAUUGUUAUCUCGACGACAGGAGCAGAGCGAACGCAUCGCUCAUUAUAAAGAGCUAUGUAGGAUCAAGCAGGAGCAGGCGACACAAGCUGCCCGGCGUCGGGCAGAGGCUGAGGAGGCAGCGCGACAAGAGAUAGAGCGAAAGCGCAGAGAGGAGGAUGCCAAGAAGAAGAGGACGAGGAACCCCGCCAGCAGGGUGAUACGCAGUCUGCUCACAGAUGUCAAGACAUCGUCCAAGAAGUGGGCUGGCGUCAAAUACGAUGGACAGGAAGAGCUGUACGACUCACUGGAGAAGGUGCUCACUGCGCUGCGAGAGGACGGUGAGAACAGCUAUCCCUUCCUUCAAAAGGUCAAGGCGUCUGAGGCGCCCAACUACUACGACAUCAUCAAGCGGCCAAUGGAUCUUGGACUAAUGACAAAGAAACUGAAGAAGUCAGAGUACACAAGCAAGGCAGAGUUCCAAUUGGACUUGAACCUUAUAUUCACCAAUUGUAGGAUAUACAAUACCGAUCCAUCGAGCAGGAUAUACGUAGACCAUGCGAAUCAGUUGGAGAAGCGCGCAAAGGAACUUAUGAGAUCGGUUCGCGACGUCGACUUCUCGAUCGAGAAAGAUCCACCACCACCAUCAUCAAAGACUGGCGCUAUGACACCUCAGUCAAUGUCAACGCCACCAUUGCCACUGAGCGACAUUGACGAACACCAUCAACAACAACAACCAAAGACAACAGUUAGAACGCCACGCGGGAAAGGCCGAUCGACGGCUACACCAACCAUCACACCUCCAAUAACGCCCACACCUAUCAUCUCAUCACCUUCAUCGCCCAUGUCAACUCCAGCAUCACCGGCACAGUCCAACACCUACCAGUCACCCUUCCACUCGUCGGUGGGACAGUCGUCGCCACAGCUUAUGGAGAACUUUGUAGACGACGUCAUUGUGGAUGGCAGCGAGAACCCCAACAACAGCAAUCAAGAGGAGGAGAUUGUGCUGCCCGAGGCGCCCAUCGAGGAGAUCACACAAACCGAGUCAGAGAUACAGACAUCGAUCGACAGGGUGCAGAAGGAGCUGCACGACUACCAACACAGGUAUCAAGACAUUGAUGGCGAGCUGAGGCGACUCGAGGAGAACCUGUCGCCUCCCGUCACGCUCGACGAGUCAGAGAUCGUCGUGCCACUUCAAGAGUUCCCAGCGAUCGUCACCGAGGAGGAGACUUCGUUCAAGGUGGCCAGCUGGCGCACGCUCACUAAGCAGGCGCGUGUCAAGCGAAUGGAGCACUUUGUGGCGCAGUCCAAGCUGCCGUUCCCUCAUCAGGACGCAUUCCUGCGCACGCCACUACACAUGUCCUCCUACCACUAUCUGUCACAGCUGCAAUCACCGACGAUACGCCAGCUGCAACAAGGACAGCUGGCCCAGCGACAACAUUCAAACUACCUGCGACAAGUUGCCAUUGCACCGAGCAAUGGCUCAAUCACACCGAUACAACUGCACGACCUGGAGUUUGUCCGACUCGGCGUCGGCUUCUUCCCCGAGUACACUCAUCUGUGCAACUCGAUGCCAAACGUGGAGCCCGCCGAGCCCUCCACCUGUACACUCUCAUCCUCCUCCACACAACCCUCGCACACGCAGCCCGACAGCGGCGGCAUCGUCCAGUUCACCUCGGCCAAGCGUGUCAGUGCACUGCUCAUUCAAUCGAUCACAACACAACUACAGUCGGCUGGCUUUGUCGGCGCAAAUCAAGAGGCUCUCAAUGUUCUUACAGACAUUGCGGGCACGUACAUAUCGACUAUUGGCAAGUUGUUGAGCUCACAUCUCUCAAACUAUGGCGCGACCAAGAGUGUUGCCGACACGGCCAUGCUCCUUGGCCUUGUGUUCCGUCAGCUAGGCAUCAAGAACAUUGCCGUGCUGAAGGACUUUAAAGCUCACGCCAACACAAUGGUCAUUCACGACAAUGACGACGUGUCGAGCGAGUGGUCCACCGAAGGUCUGUUUGGCCGCGGCUACCCCAAGCACAUUGACGAGCCUGGCGAGUUCUCAUUGUUUGUCGACACGAAGCUGCAGCAACAACAACAGCUACAACAACAGCAACUGCACCAACAGCAACAGCUACAGCUACAGCAGCAACAACAGCAGCACGGCUCGACACUCAAGCCCAUCUCCAACUUCCAGCCCACCGCACAACAUCACCAAGCACAUUUGCAACCUGUAUCCUCAUCACACAAGCCAGCCGGCAACAUUCAAUUUCAUCCGAAUCAACAACAACACCAACAUCUAUUACAUCAACAACAGCAACAGCAACACCAGCAACAACAACAACAGUUACAACAGAAGCAAGCGAUACCUGGUCAGCAACCCAUCCAGCCGCUGCAGCCACUUCCCACACAGCCAACCACAGUGCCACCAUCAGCCACACCAACACCCACCGCCAAGACAGAGACAGCAAGUGGUAGCAGUAGUAGUACCUCCAAAAGGAAGAAAGCAUCGUCUUCGUCAUCAUCAUCGACUUCAGAAACAAAGACAAAGGCAUCGAAGCCAAAGAAACCUAGAAAGUCUGAUACAAAGGCUAGCACGCCUCAGUUGGAUUCAUCGACGUCGUCAACAACAGCAACAACACCGGCAAUGGCACCAGUGGCAGCCACUACUACCGCUGUUGGUGGAGGUGCCACAUCACAUCUACCAUCAAUCAAUCUUCAAGUGCAAUCAGCUACAGCCGCUCAACAACAACCAAUUUUUGCAAAUCCACAUGCCACGCCACUACCGCAGCCACCAGCAGUUCAAUCAGUAUCCAAACCAGUGGUUGUGGCCCCGCCUGCAGUAGCAUCUCCAGUGACACCAUCAGCAAGUGAAACCGACCCCAGUCGGCCCGUCCCACCGAUGCCCGUAGACGUGAAGGAGAAAAAGAAGCGAGGUAGACCUCACAAGAAGCCACCCCCAGCGUCAUCAGGGCAGAGUGAGUGA
This is a messenger RNA of Acytostelium subglobosum LB1, 3372 nucleotides long. RefSeq lists its product as hypothetical. Gene Ontology annotation, molecular function: protein heterodimerization activity; structural molecule activity. Gene Ontology annotation, biological process: regulation of transcription by RNA polymerase II. The record is from RefSeq and is a predicted model, not a curated record. NCBI's taxonomy places the organism in Eukaryota, Evosea, Eumycetozoa, Acytosteliales, Acytosteliaceae. The transcript has 2 exons. Gene Ontology annotation, cellular component: SLIK (SAGA-like) complex; SAGA complex. The coding region runs from base 1 to 3372 and encodes 1123 amino acids.